AUGAGAAAUAUUAUUAAAGAAAUGGUUAAAGAAUUGUUGGCAGUUGAAGAAGAGGAAACUCUUGUCAAUACUUUUUAUUUUGUAAAAUUUAGGAAUUCACUCUUAGAAAUAUUUCACUAGAUAUGAAGAUUAACAUUUCAGAUUCAUGAUGCAAAGUUUAAACUUCAUUUUUGAUUAAGACACACAUUUCAAUUUUAAUGAUGAUCUCAAUUAUAAAUAUAUUGCUAUUAUUUUUACAGAACAAAUUAGAAAUUACAUUAAGGAAUAGAAUGAUAAUGGAUUAAAAAGAUUAUGGAACAAAUUAAAUUUGUUAAAAAAAUAAAAAGAAACUGAUGAAAUUGAAGAAGGAUUUUGGGAUGGAUUAGACACAGAAAAUUGUAGUUAAUAAUCCAAAAAUAAAAAAUUUGGAAAAGAUGUAAAUAAAUUAUAUUAUAUAUAGAAACCUAAUUAAAAUGAAAAUGAAUUUUGUCAUACCAAAAAAGAAAUGUAAUUAAAAGAUCUAUUAAUUUAAUCUUUAUAAACUAAAAUUUUAUAAAGAGAAUAAAAGCUAGUUUAAAUUACACAAGGAUAUUUAAAAGAAUUAUAGUCUUUAAGAGAAUAACUAUUUCGAAAAGAUGCUGCUUUAAUUUCUAAAAAUGAGCAAUUUGAAGUUUCUUUUAUAGAUUUUACAGAAUUUCUUGAUCCUAACAUUAAAAAUUUAUUCACCACUCACAUUAUUGAUCUUAAAUUCUAGUUUAACAAUAAAAUUAUUGAUUAUAUCAAAUUAAUGUAAAAUUAUUAUUAUUCUUUAGAUAGGCUCAAAAAGAGGAAAUCUAAAACUAUAAAAUUUAACUUUAAAAAAUGAAUUAAAAAUUAAAUAAUAUUGAUGGUCCUUCUGAACUUUUAUAAAAACUUUUCUUGAUAGAAAAUAAUCCAUACAGAAUUUGGAAAUACAUUGCAGAUUAAAAAGGAUACAAUUUUUUUAAAGAAGUAUUUGAAUAAUAAAAAGCUGUUUAUGGUAUAAAUUAUUAAGAAAUCAAUAAAUUAUUAAUGACAAACAAACAUUUUGAGAGAGAAUAUUAAAAUUAUAAAGAAUAAAUUUUCUAAGAAUAAUUAAUAUUUUUUGAAAAAACUUUGUUAGAGAUAGAAGAAAUUAAGAAAAAAAAUAUUAGAUUAGAAUAAGAGAAGUUACAAUUUGUAACUUAAAAAGCACUUGAAAAAUAAAUAUAUCUUUAAUAAGCUUCUAAAUAUUAUGAUGAAAAAAUUCAACAAGAAAUAGAAGUUUUAAAUGAUUUCCAAAAGUAAGAAUUGUAAAUGAUUGCUCAAUAAACUGCUUAAGUUGAUAAAAUCAAAAUUAAAUAUGCAUUUAAAUUAUGGGUAGCAAUUAACAAAGUUCAUAAAAGUGAAGACAUAAAUAAAAUUUUAAAAGAAAAUUAAUAUUUUGAUGAUAAAUUAAUUACUUUAUCAUUAAAAAAUGAAGAAAUCACUUAAUAAUUGAUAAUUGAAAAAAAAGCACAUAUUAAUCUAAUAGCUAAAUCUUCUCUAAUGGAAUUUGACCUAGAAUAGCAAAAUAAAGAAUUAAUUCAUUAUAAAUGUAAUUUAAGAUAAUAUCAUUAUAGUUGUUGUUGAUGAUUUGAAAUAAUAAAAUGAAGAAUUAUAGGAAUAGUUAUAAAAAAAAGAAAGUGAAUAUAAAUUGCUUAAUUCAUUUUCUUAAAAAAUUUUAAGAUUAAUUGAUUCAAAAUUGGCUAAUGUAAAAAUUAAAAAAUAAAUAGUUAAAACCAUAAGACAUUAAUUUAGAUGAUAAAUCAAAAGAAGUAGUAAAAAGUAUAAUGAAUUCAAUAAAAUAAUUAAAUAUCAAAUCAUUAAGAUCUAUUGAAGAGAUAAGGCAACAAGGUUAAUUGAAUUUAGAAGCUUAUGUAUUAUAUUUAUUUGAUAAAAAGCAAACUCUUACAUAAAAAUUAAAAUAUAAUUAAGCCACAUAAACAGAAGUCGAAUAAUAAAAAUAAACUCAAUAAACAAAAACAUUAGAAUCAUAAGAAGAAUUCCAUAAGAAGCCAUAUUUGAAAUAAAAAUCACAAAAUAGUAAUGUAGAAGAAAUACCUAAAUAAUAAUAUUUAGAUGAAAUAAUUGAAAAAAAUAUUUAAAUAAACAAACCUAAAUUGAUAACUAAUCAACUUCAUGAUAAUUAAGAGGAUUUUCAAAAUUAAUAAAAAGAAUUUGAAGAGCAAUCAACUAAAUUAUCACCAUUAAAAGUGUUAUAAGAAUUUGAUUAUAAAAAUGUAAUAACUUAAAAACAAUAAACUAUUGAAAAAAUAUAGAAGUUUCAAGAUUAUCAAGACUAUUAAUCAGAAUAAGUUAUUUAAUUGUUAGAAGUUAGCGAAUAAGUAGAACAUGAAUAAACUGAAAAUAAAAUUAAAAAUUAAGUAAAAGUAGAAAAACUUAUUUAAAAAAAUGAAAAAUAAAAUUAAAUUAGAACAAAAUGUUCCACUAGUCAAAAAUAAGAAAGAAAGGAUGAUUUGAAUUAAUCAUAUUCUCUAUGGUCAACAAGAAAUAGUAGAGCAUUUAAAGUUAGAGGCAACUCUUAGAAUAAUAAUUCUGAAAUUCCAGUUGUUCAUUAAAAAUUGUAUGCAGAUAGCUAAGAAAAAGCUGAAAGAAUUAAAAAUUUGAAAAAUAAUCUUGAAAUUUUAGAAAAAAAUCAUUGGGAUAAAAUCUUGGAUUUAUUUAGUUAAUAACCAUCAGGUAAUUAUAUUUUGAAUAAGUGUAUUCCUUCAAAGGUCAAAGAAGCUUAAUUUUAAUUUCUUGAAACAACUAGCUAUUUCUCAUAACAUCACUAAAAAUAUUAUAAUUAAACUAAAAAUAAGACUCCUAGAAAGGAUUAAUAUAAAUCAUGGAUAAUGAAGUAAACUGGACACAUAGAUAAGAUGUUUGAAACAUUAAAUGUCCUAUCAAAGCCUGAUUAAGAUAUACCAAAUCAAGAUUAAAUAUUAAACUAUUCAACAUUAAUACCUAAUCACAUUUUUAAUGUUAAAAAGAAAACUUGAUUUCAUAAAUUCCUAAUUUCAGAGCUCAUAUUUUUUUUAUCGAUUUUAAGUUUUCAAAUAAAAUUAUUAUUUUUUAUUUACUAUUUNAAUAAUUGAAAAAAAUAUUUAAAUAAACAAACCUAAAUUGAUAACUAAUCAACUUCAUGAUAAUUAAGAGGAUUUUCAAAAUUAAUAAAAAGAAUUUGAAGAGCAAUCAACUAAAUUAUCACCAUUAAAAGUGUUAUAAGAAUUUGAUUAUAAAAAUGUAAUAACUUAAAAACAAUAAACUAUUGAAAAAAUAUAGAAGUUUCAAGAUUAUCAAGACUAUUAAUCAGAAUAAGUUAUUUAAUUGUUAGAAGUUAGCGAAUAAGUAGAACAUGAAUAAACUGAAAAUAAAAUUAAAAAUUAAGUAAAAGUAGAAAAACUUAUUUAAAAAAAUGAAAAAUAAAAUUAAAUUAGAACAAAAUGUUCCACUAGUCAAAAAUAAGAAAGAAAGGAUGAUUUGAAUUAAUCAUAUUCUCUAUGGUCAACAAGAAAUAGUAGAGCAUUUAAAGUUAGAGGCAACUCUUAGAAUAAUAAUUCUGAAAUUCCAGUUGUUCAUUAAAAAUUGUAUGCAGAUAGCUAAGAAAAAGCUGAAAGAAUUAAAAAUUUGAAAAAUAAUCUUGAAAUUUUAGAAAAAAAUCAUUGGGAUAAAAUCUUGGAUUUAUUUAGUUAAUAACCAUCAGGUAAUUAUAUUUUGAAUAAGUGUAUUCCUUCAAAGGUCAAAGAAGCUUAAUUUUAAUUUCUUGAAACAACUAGCUAUUUCUCAUAACAUCACUAAAAAUAUUAUAAUUAAACUAAAAAUAAGACUCCUAGAAAGGAUUAAUAUAAAUCAUGGAUAAUGAAGUAAACUGGACACAUAGAUAAGAUGUUUGAAACAUUAAAUGUCCUAUCAAAGCCUGAUUAAGAUAUACCAAAUCAAGAUUAAAUAUUAAACUAUUCAACAUUAAUACCUAAUCACAUUUUUAAUGUUAAAAAGAAAACUUGA
Molecule: messenger RNA, 4026 nt
Organism: Paramecium sonneborni
Lineage: Eukaryota; Ciliophora; Oligohymenophorea; Peniculida; Parameciidae
Source: the annotation of a GenBank genome assembly